Messenger RNA from Trypanosoma rangeli, 444 nucleotides. RefSeq lists its product as uncharacterized. NCBI's taxonomy places the organism in Eukaryota, Euglenozoa, Kinetoplastea, Trypanosomatida, Trypanosomatidae. The record is from RefSeq and is a predicted model, not a curated record. The transcript has a single exon. Bases 1 to 444 code for a protein of 147 amino acids.
AUGACAUCUUCCUCUUCGCGCGAGGGAGGUGGAGGUCGAAUCCGAGCGCUCUCGCCGCAUCCGCUUGCUCCUCCGAAGAGUGAUGGGAGCGGAGAAAUUACACAACACUCGGAUUCUGUGGCACAUACCACUGCAAACGGAUGGGAGUAUGCGAAGUCAAAGCAAAACAAAAUGGACUAUAAAACAAAGGGCGCACCCUCCUCCAACGGACUGGCGCCGUCAUCCAUGCAGCCGCUGGCUGGGACAGAUCAGGGAACGCAAAGGCCGAACAGGCCACAAGGGGACCGAGCCUGUGGCUGGACAAAGUCAAGCCCCCCACCACCAAGCCGGAAGCGGCCGGCGGGCUGCAAGGACCAUACAGGAGAGGACGUGCUCCGCCGCCUCCUCGCGCAGGCCGUUGCAAAAUCACGACGCGUUUUUGCGCCUUUGUUUGCCAAGUCAUAA